Molecule: messenger RNA, 2058 nt
Organism: Exophiala aquamarina CBS 119918
Lineage: Eukaryota; Fungi; Ascomycota; Eurotiomycetes; Chaetothyriales; Herpotrichiellaceae
Exons: 2
Coding region: 1-2058 (685 amino acids)
Source: RefSeq, a predicted model, not a curated record
AUGGGCCCUAUAGAACUAAACAAGCGUCGCAUCUUCUUUCUGCUGGGCGGCGUCAUUGCCUUUUACAUCGUCUUCCAUGGCUUAACCUUCGGUGGAGAGAGCAUCCGAGACGUCGCCGCCCAUAUCCCCAUCCCGGGCCACUUGACACCCACCGAACACAAACCGCCAGUAGACCAGGAUUCAGACGAUAUCUGGGAUUUGGGCCCCGAUCUUGCCGCCUCUUCUGCCCCCGCUGUCCCUCCAAUUAAUCCCGUAUCACCCAAUACCCACUUCGAUCUACAUCCAAUUGCCCAGUUGAUGCAAGAAGCUGAUAAGCAAUGGAGAACUUAUGAAUCUGGAGUGUCGACUACUUUUAGACAAACCGUUGAGAAAUAUCGCAGUAAAUAUGGGAGACACCCUCCUCCAGGCUUCAAGGAUUGGUACAAGUUCGCCCGCAAGAGAAAUGUCUUCAACAUUGACGACUUCGAACAAAUAAUGGACGAUCUCAGGCCUUUCUGGUCCGUCAAACCCUCUGAGAUCCGUACUCACGCUGCUCAUAUGUGGGAGAAUCCGAAUUUCGGUGUUGCAGGCAUUCAUAUUCGCAAAGGCAAGGUUGUCCGGAUCGACAAUGGAAGCUGGAGAUCAGAUACAAUGGCUAAAGUCAUUGAGAAGUUUGUCGAAUACUUACCUGACAUGGACAUAGCCAUGAACAGGCUGGAUCAACCACGCUUGAUUGUUCCCUGGGAGGAUAUGCAACAAAUGCUGAGCAAAGAGUACAAGUCACGAGCCAUGCACCCGGAAGUCUUGAAUAGCUUUACACCAAACCUUCCAGAUCUACUUGACAUGACGAUCGAGGACAAGGACUUAGACAAUUCGACCAGGCUCAGUGAAGACUGGUUCUUCCGUCCAGGGAAACAAUACAUGGAGAUCGCCUCAAAAGCAUGUCCUCCCGAAUCUCCUGCCCGGUCAAACAUGUCCCUUGCUCAAGCAGACCGAUUGUAUAAAGAACCAUCUGCCGGAUUAGUCACGAACUUCAAUCUUUCCUCAGAUCUAUGCACCAUCGGCCCAACAAUCCAGGACAAGCAUGGCUUGCUCUUUUCUGCCAGCAGCAUUAUCGCUUCCCAUAAACUGGUUCCUAUCUUUGGUGAGUGUAAGGUCAACGUCAAUAACGACAUUCUUUUCCCGGCCAACAUGUACUAUCUCCACGAUGUUCGAUACGACUACAACGCUGAGGAGGAUCUCGAUUGGAGAGAUAAGGCAGACAAUAUCAUCUGGCGUGGUGUCACCUCAGGUGGGGUCCAGACUGAUGAUAAUUGGGCCCGCAUGCACAGGCAGCGCCUGGUUCAGCUCUUCAAUGGUACACAUGUCAAAGAGACCGAUACUCGAGCUAAGAUUCUCACCCAAAAGAAAUUCGAGGUGCCUCAGCAAAACACGACUUAUGAGACUUUUGACCAAUUCCAACCGGCCCAAUUUGCCGACCGACAUGGAGAUAUUGGCUUUGUCGAGUCUUGGGGCUGUGUCCCUAACUGCAGUUUCUAUGACACCGUCUUCUCUUGGAAACCACAGGUAUCCCUAACUUCGCAAUUCAGGUCCAAAUACUUGAUCGACGUGGAUGGUCAUUCCUUCUCAGGUCGCUGGCAUGCUUUCCUGCAGAGCAAAAGCCUUGGCUUCAAAGCCACAAUCUUCCGUGAAUGGCACGAUAGUCGACUUUUCGCUUGGCGACACUUUGUUCCCGUCGACAAUCGUUAUGAUGAUCUGUACGCGUUGAUGACAUAUUUUGUUGGUUACGGAAAACCAAACAUGGAGCAUGCCCUAGAGGAACAAGAUCUCAAUCCUCAGGUCUACAUAGCGCCUCAUGCUAAAGAAGCACAAACACUUGCCAAACAGGGUCGCGAAUGGUCAAACAAAUCGUUGAGAAGGGAGGAUAUUGAAGUCUACAUGUUUAGACUGCUCCUCGAAUACGGUCGGCUCAUCGACAACAAUCGUGACUAUAUUGGAUAUUCCGGUGAUGGCAGCGAGCUAGAUAAGUUUGAUGCUAGUGAAGGGAAGGAAGGACUCUGGGGUAUCGCUGGCUGGUAG